Messenger RNA from Didymella exigua CBS 183.55, 3444 nucleotides. RefSeq lists its product as uncharacterized. Gene Ontology annotation, molecular function: DNA binding; zinc ion binding; DNA-binding transcription factor activity, RNA polymerase II-specific. The coding region runs from base 458 to 3190 and encodes 910 amino acids. Gene Ontology annotation, biological process: DNA-templated transcription; regulation of DNA-templated transcription. NCBI's taxonomy places the organism in Eukaryota, Fungi, Ascomycota, Dothideomycetes, Pleosporales, Didymellaceae. The record is from RefSeq and is a predicted model, not a curated record. The transcript is spliced from 6 exons.
UUCGUCAUUUCACUGCCGACGCGGCGCAGCUGUUCCUGUCUCAUGCGAGUGACGGGACACCCGGCAUACUGUGGGUAUGGAGUUGCGAUGAUGUGCAGCAGACACACCUGCAUCACGUCUGCGAUUGGAGGGACCUCUGGUUUGGCGAGGAGAGGCCCUGGGGAGUGCACACGAAUGCGCCUUCCCGUCAAGAAGAUCUGGGGAAGGCGCCGACCAGAUCGCAGAUACGGAAGCUCGCAGUCUCGAAUUACUUUCACGUUCACUCGACCGCGACUCGUGGAAGCCAGACAAAGGAAAAACACCGUUUCGCGAGGUGUAUGGUGAUCGCCGUGCAAGGCCGGAGCCCACUAUUUGGUUAGCGCAGCUCAUACCGCUUGAGGCACACUCCAGUCUCCAGGGCUCGAUCGCGUGUCGACCAGGUCGCAACCCUCACCAACAUCGACUCAGAGACGACGACAUGGCGUCGGGCGAGCAUUCUUUCAUGGCGCAGCCGCUGCAGCCUCCAGCACCGUCACCUCUGGCUCCGCAGCCCAGCAACGACGCAUCGUCGCAUAGCCCGACUUCUGCGCCGAAUCUGGGCCCGAGUUUUCGUAGGCAACGCGCUUCGCGAGCAUGCGAAACGUGCCACUCGCGCAAAGUUCGAUGCGAUGCCGCCUCAUUGGGCGUCCCCUGCACCAACUGCACCGCCUUCUCCAUCGAAUGCCGCAUCCCCACCCCGAAGCGCAAGAAGAUCCAGACGUCGCGCAGCAAAGAGGCAGACGGCGCGAGCGAAGCAGGCGACAACAAUGACGCCCGCUCGCCAGCCAGCACGUCGGUCGAGCCUCGCGACAAGACGACCGUCUCCAACUCCGAGAAUGGCACGCCUGCGACCAACUUCUCGCAACAGUACGCCGCCCAGCAGGCCACCCACAAUGGCACCUACGCGCAGUUCAUGAAGCCCAAGUUUGCCCGGGCGCCGAUAAAAGAAGCCGGCCGCGUUGCAUAUCUGGGUGAAUCGUCGAACCUCUCACUGCUAGUCCAUGAUCGCUAUGGAACAACAGACGUGGUCCACUACCCGCUGCCUGAGAAUGUGCGCGGUGCCAAAGCUCGCGUGAAUGAAAUGGACAACAUGGAGAUCGAGAUCCUGCACCAAAGAGGCGCCUUCCUGCUGCCACCGAGGGCGUUGUGUGACGAACUUGUCGAAGCCUUCUUCAAGUGGGUUGCCCCAGUCGUGCCUGUGAUUAACCGCAGCCGAUUCAUGCGCCAGUACCGAGAUCCAAAGAACCCUCCGUCUUUGCUUCUGUUGCAGGCUGUUCUUCUAGCUGGCUCGAGAGUCUGCACAAACCCUCAGUUGAUGGACUCGAGCGGUUCGACCACGCCUGCUGCCAUGACCUUCUACAAGCGUGCAAAGGCCCUCUUUGACGCCAAUUUCGAAGAUGACCGAGUCACCAUCGUUCAGGCGCUGAUUCUGAUGGGCUGGUAUUGGGAAGGUCCCGAGGAUGUGACGAAAAAUGUGUUCUACUGGACUCGAGUUGCUAUCGUUGUAGCGCAAGGGUCAGGUAUGCACCGAAGCGUGGAGAGAUCACAACUAAGCCGCUCAGACAAGCGAUUAUGGAAGCGCAUUUGGUGGACACUCUACAGCCGAGAUCGUUCGGUAGCCGUUGCCCUCGGCAGACCAGUUGCGAUUGAUCCAGAGGACUCAGACGUAGAGAUGAUCUCAGAAGACGACUUCAUUGACGACGAGACAGAUCGCCCGGCGGAGCAUCCCCCAGACCCCGUCCAUGUUCAGUUCUUCAUCAACUACGUCAAGUUGAGCGAGAUUAUGGGGUUAGUUCUGUCGCAGCAGUACUCGGUGGCAUCCAAGUAUCGCAGAGCGAAUGCCAUAGAUUUGACCCACAGCGACAUGGCCCUCGCGGAUUGGCUGCAACACUGCCCGCCGGAAGUGCAGUGGGAUCGAACACGGCACCAUUUCUGGGCUGCGUUAUUGCACUCGAACUACUAUACCACGCUCUGCCUGUUACACCGCGCGCAUAUGCCACCAGCCGGAUCACCGAAGGCGAAUAACCUGGAUGGUUUUGGCGAAGAGCACGCAUACCCAUCCAGAAACAUCGCGUAUCAGGCUGCGGCUAUGAUAACAUCAAUAAUCGAAAAUCUUCGAGCGCACGAUGAGAUACGAUACACCCCAGCUUUCAUCGUGUACAGCUUGUUUUCAGCUCUCAUCAUGCACGUCUACCAGAUGAAGUCAUCCAAUAAGUCAGUUGUAUCGGCGACAGAGCAGCGCCUGCAGAUUUGUCUGGAUGCUCUGAAAGAGGUUUCUAAGGUCUGGCUUGUCGCAAAGAUGGUACACACUCUGUUUGAGUCCAUCUUGGGAAACAAAAAUCUUGAAGAGCGUCUGCAGAAGGCGGCUGGCCGGAAUCACAAGAAGAACAAGCCAUCCAGCGUACCACCUCCUCCGCCAAAGCCGGCUCAGGAAGCACCAAAGCGCAAGUUUGAAGAGAUGGACUUUGGAGGUUUCCCCACGAUCAACGGACCCCCAGCAGCUCAGGUCUCAUAUGAGCGGUCAAGACCUCAGACUCCUGCAGUCACGCCUUCACGAGAGCUGCCACCUCAGCCACAGCAAAUGCCUCAGAUGUCAGCUGGAUCGCCGCAAAUGAACCGCCACAACCAUGACACUUUUAUGGGCCCUUCACGUUCAGGCACCCGUCCGACCACACCCUUCAACCCUUCGUACUCAUACCCGGGAACGCCUCCCGAUUUCUUCCUGAUCACUCGCGACACACCCAACAUCAGUCAAGAAGUAUGGCAAAAUUUCCAGCCCGAUCAGUUGUUCCCAGCAGACACUCAAGUCAACUUCCCUCAGCCGGCGCAGUCGCUGGUCGAUCCAGCUCUGUCACAACCUCAGAAUAUAGCCAUACAACAACAAAGCAAUGACAACGUGCAGUCGCAAUCACAGCAGUCUCAACAGCAGAUGCAAAACUCUAUGAACGGCCAGUUCGACCAGAAUAAUCCACAAGCAUGGGCGCAACAAAUGGAGAUGAUGCAGCAGAACCAGCAGCAGCACGGCGCGCAAGACGAUACUUGGAGCAACAGCUCUGGCGGGAGACACAACCCUGUCGUUCCCAUGAGUCUCAAUGUAGACGACUGGUUCAACUUCUUCGGCAUCAACGGCGAGGCUGAUAUGUCGCACCUGUUUCAACACGGUCCGCCCUGAGUACCUCUGGAUGGCUUUAGUCGCUUGUGGGAUUAUGAAUGAUGUUGUAGAGGGUUGCAUAGCAUUGGCGUUGAUCUAUCGGUAUCUACAUGCAGUAGAUUUACUCAGGGUUGUUGGAAAUCAGUGCUCCUAUUCCGUCUACUUGAAAAUGUACUCUGACUUGAAUGAUAAUACUGUGGAAGGUUAGGAACACAUCAUCAGCAAGAAGAACUGGGAGAUAAACAUGAAAAUUUCUGCUGCGCUUUGCGCUUCCA